This is a messenger RNA of Verruconis gallopava, 2297 nucleotides long. RefSeq names its product hydroxymethylglutaryl-CoA synthase. Gene Ontology annotation, molecular function: hydroxymethylglutaryl-CoA synthase activity. The transcript is spliced from 4 exons. The record is from RefSeq and is a predicted model, not a curated record. NCBI's taxonomy places the organism in Eukaryota, Fungi, Ascomycota, Dothideomycetes, Venturiales, Sympoventuriaceae. The coding region runs from base 500 to 1876 and encodes 458 amino acids. Gene Ontology annotation, biological process: ergosterol biosynthetic process; acetyl-CoA metabolic process.
CGUGAUUGGCGUUCCUGGCUUUCACACCGCUCGAGCACUUGCAAACGCCCUGGCCAGCGUUUUCCUCCUCAACCCCACAAGCGGAAGGUAUUUGUUGAGAUCACGGCGUCUUCAGGCAGAGGAUCAGUUCAGCCAUCGAAUUUCUCCUCUUCUCAAAUCAGUCAGCAUUGUCCUGGCAACGGAAGACGGCAGCCCACAAAAGUGGUACGAUUUUGUCUUGCAGCUCUGCGCCACAAUUGCCACGAAUUGGUGCUAGACUAUCCCUGAAGCCGAUAUCGUCUGUGCAGAUCAUUCUCAACCGUUAGUACGCGAAUUUGGACCGCUGUUUUCGCUAGUGUGUAGUAGGGAGAUUCCUUGAUACAACUGCCGCAUACUUCUCGCCAUCCUCCUCAGUCCUUGACUUCUGCUCUCUCACCGGCCUCCUCACGUCUUUGAGCCCUCAACGCCGUCUCGCAAUUUCGAAGUUCAAGAGUCCCUCGCAACGAUAUCUCGGUACAACAUGGCGACCCGCCCUCAGAACAUCGGCAUCAAGGCCAUUGAAAUCUACUUUCCCAGCCAAUGCGUUGACCAGAAAGAACUCGAGAAGUUCGACGGCGUCAGUGAAGGCAAAUACACCAUUGGCUUGGGCCAGACGAGGAUGAGCUUCUGCGACGACAGAGAAGAUAUCUACUCCAUUGCCCUUACCACACUGUCCUCACUUCUAACGAAGUACAAUAUCGACCCAAAGUCUAUCGGCAGACUCGAGGUCGGCACCGAGACUUUGCUUGACAAGUCAAAGUCUGUGAAGUCUGUGCUUAUGCAGCUCUUCGCUGAAUCAGGCAACUUCAACGUUGAGGGUGUAGACACCGUCAACGCGUGUUAUGGCGGAACGAAUGCCUUGUUCAACGCCGUUAACUGGGUUGAGUCCUCCGGCUGGGAUGGGCGUGACGCGAUUGUAGUUGCUGGUGACAUCGCUUUGUACAAGAAGGGCAACGCUCGCCCAACUGGCGGUGCCGGUUGCGUAGCUAUGCUUAUUGGCCCAGACGCUCCAAUUGCGUUCGAGCCUGGUCUUCGUGGCUCGUACAUCACCCAUGCCUACGACUUCUAUAAGCCCGAUUUUACCAGCGAGUAUCCUAUUGUCGACGGUCACUUCUCUAUCAAGUGCUACACUGAGGCCGUGGAUAACUGCUACAAGGCGUACAAUACGCGCGAACAGCAGCUUAAGAACGCUCAGACGAACGGCCACGCCAAUGGACAUACUGAGCUCGAGACACCCCUUGAUCGAUUCGACUACAUGUGCUUCCACGCCCCCACUUGCAAACUAGUCUCGAAGUCCUAUGCUCGCCUUCUCUACAACGACUUUGUCGCUGAUCCCGCCAACCCUCUUUUCAAGGAUGUUCCUGCUGAACUCCGCGAGCUUGAUUAUGCGUCUUCGUUGUCGGACAAGACCGUCGAGAAGACCUUUAUGGCUCUGGCCAAGAAGCGAUUUGCUCAGCGCGUUGGACCGUCCAUUGAGGUUCCAACUAUGUGCGGUAACAUGUACUGUGCUAGUGUGUACGCCAGCUUCUGUAGCUUGCUCGCCAAUGUUGAUAGCGAUGACCUUCAGGGCAAGCGCAUCGCUAUCUUCAGCUAUGGCAGCGGUAUUGCCAGCUCUAUAUUCUCCCUUAAAGUCAGGGGCAGUACAAAGGAGCUUGCGGAGAAGAUGAACAUUCACAAGAGGCUCGAGUCGAGACGUGUUGUCCCACCAGAGGUCUACGAUGAGAUGUGCAACUUGCGCGAGAAGGCUCACUUGCAGAAGAACUACACCCCAGCGGGUGCUACCGACACUCUCUUCCCUGGCACAUACUAUCUCACCCACAUUGAUGACAUGUUCCGCCGUACGUAUGCAAUUGCUUAGUUGAAGGCUCGCAAUCAGUAGACAAGAUGGUCACAUGUCGUUCCAAAUAAAUGCCGGUUCGCAAGCUUGGGAUUUAUCUUCUAAUGCAUUUGGGACGCCGCAUUUGCAUGCUUUGGAGUUCCUAUUCGUAUAGAGAUGAGUUGUUUGGGGAUCAGCAAAUUAUUUUAUCGAUGAGAUGGAUGCACGGAUUGACGAAUGCUACGGAAGGGGCUUAUUUUAAUGGUGGAAGUAGUCAGUGUAGGCUCGAAUUGUGAUUGAGCUACCCGUAUAACAUGAGUGCAUCGAGCCGAUGGUCUGAAUUGAAAUAGAUUAAUUUACAUAUUACACAGCGGGUUGCGUAACGUGCGGGUCAGUCGCUCAGAGCACCGUGUAUCAAUCACAUAAAGCCCAGUGAGGGCCUUGGACCCAAAUUCAGUUUAGC